This is a messenger RNA of Salvia hispanica, 2148 nucleotides long. RefSeq names its product cysteine-rich receptor-like protein kinase 26. The record is from RefSeq and is a predicted model, not a curated record. Gene Ontology annotation, molecular function: protein serine/threonine kinase activity; ATP binding. Gene Ontology annotation, cellular component: plasma membrane. Lineage: Eukaryota; Viridiplantae; Streptophyta; Magnoliopsida; Lamiales; Lamiaceae. Gene Ontology annotation, biological process: protein phosphorylation.
AUGAUUUAUCAAAGAUUUUUUGUGGGGUUGUUGGUGUUGUUGAUCCAGGCAAAUCUAAUAGCCUUGGGCCAACCUAAUUGCGGCAAUUACACCAGCGACAGCGCAUACAGAGCUAAUCUCAACGCCACUCUCUCUUCUCUCUCAACAAACAUCGGCAACGAUGGCUUCUACAACGCCUCAACCGGGAAGGGACCCGACAGAGCCAACGCCGUCGUCCUAUGCAAGGGCGACCUCCAACUCAACGAGUGCCGCGAAUGCGUGAAAGAAGCCGGAGCCGCUGUCAUGGAAUCGUGUCCGGUUGCGAAGCAGAACAUAUACUUGGGUGAAUUAUGCACUUUGCGGUACUCGAACGAAUCCUUCCGCGGGACUCUGGCGACUCUUCCCAGAUACUUCGUCUAUAGUGACGAGAACGUGACGAGUCCAGAGCAGUUUAAGAAGGAUCUGAGGAACCUGCUCGAUGAUCUUCGGGGACGAGCCGCUGGGGGCUCGUCCACGAGGAAGGUGGCUGCUGGGAACGCAACUGCACCCGAUUUCCAAACUAUUUUUGGAUUAGUUCAGUGCACGCCGGAUUUGUCAACCGAGGAUUGUACUAGUUGUUUAAUUGGUGCCAUUUUAUAUAUACCGCUAUGCUGUGAGGAGAGUAUGCCCACCGGGGGUGCAAUCUACGUGCCCAGUUGCAAUAUUCGUUACAAGACCAUUCCAUUUUUCAAUACAACUAGACUUCAGGAGCUAGAGUUUGUCCCUCCACCUCCGUCCCCUCCUCCUAUUCUUGAGCCGCCUCCUCCUAUUCUUGAGCCGCCUCCACAGUUAUCGCCGCCAGGAAAGAAAAAUGGAAGCACGACUCAAACUAUUGUCAUAGUAAUAGUUGUCGUUGUUGCGUGCUUGAUAGUGGCUUUAUCAGCUAUCAUCUUUCUGAGAAUGAGAAAGAAACAUAAACCAACGAAAAUUCAUCAAAGCGACAUUAGCACAGUCGAGUCUGUGCAGUAUACUUUCAGCACAAUCAAAGCAGCAACAAAUGAUUUCUCUAAUCAUAAUAAGUUGGGUCAAGGCGGAUUUGGGGCUGUUUACAAGGGGGAACUACCAAAUGGUCAAGAAAUUGCAGUGAAAAGAUUAUCUAGGAAUUCCGGGCAGGGCGAUAUCGAAUUCAAGAAUGAGGUUCUCUUAUUGGCUAAGCUUCAACACAGGAAUCUGGUUAGACUAAUGGGUUUCGCCUUAGAAGGAAUGGAGAAGCUGCUAGUAUAUGAAUUUGUUCAAAAUGCAAGUUUGGAUAAAUUCAUAUUCGACUCCGUUAGGCGUUCAUAUUUGGAUUGGGAUGCACGUUACAAGAUCAUAGGGGGUAUUGCAAGGGGAAUCCUCUACUUGCACGAAGAUUCUCGUCUCAAAAUCAUUCACCGUGAUUUAAAAGUGAGUAAUAUACUUCUAGACAGUGAGAUGAGACCAAAGAUUGCUGACUUUGGUAUGGCGAGAUUGUUCGGACAAGAUGAAACGCAUGCAAAUACAAGACGAAUUGCGGGAACAUACGGAUAUAUGCCACCAGAGUACCUUAGACAUGGCCAGUUCUCAAUCAAGUCCGACGUCUACAGCUUUGGAGUACUAGUCAUUGAAAUCAUCAGCGGCCAUAGAAAUUAUGGUUUUCAAAGCGAGGAUGGCACCCUAGGGGACCUUAUGAGCUUCGCAUGGAAAUGUUGGCAAGAAGGAAGAGGUGAAGAAGUGGUGGAGCCAUUUUUGAGAAAUGGUUCGGGUUCGACAAAUGAAAUGCUGAGAUGCAUCCAUAUUGGUUUGCUGUGUGUUCAGGAAAAUGCAGCGGAUCGACCAACCAUGGCUUCUGUGAUGCUUAUGUUGAGUAGCUUCUCCAUGACCCUAAAUAUACCUUUGGAGCCUGCAUUUUAUUCUAACGGUGGUGGUGGUGGUGGUGGUGGUGGUUGUGAGGUUUUGAGGAUUGGUUCCUCAAGAAAUCAAGCUUCCAUUACUGACUUACAACCACGCUGAGUCCCUAAAAAACUGUGUUUUUAUUCUAUUUUUCUUCUUCACUAGUUGCAAUGUUAGUUUAUUUAUUCACAUAUUUUCUACUCCUUCGCCCCCUAUACGUGUCUCACUUUGAUCCGAUUUGAGUUUAAAAAUAUAAAGAAAAUUGGGUUGAAAAAGUUA